AUGAAGGUGCACCUGUUUGGGGCUGCAUCCUCUCCAGGAUGUGCUAACUAUGGCUUUAGGUCUUUAGCUAAAAAGUAUGAGGCUCAGUACCCUCAAGCAUCUAAAUUUGUCUGUCAAAACUUCUAUGUGGAUGAUGGGGUAACAUGUGUUCCAAGUGUAGAUGAGGCUACAAAACUUGUGAAGGAAACUACAGAACUGUGUUGUAAAGGUGGAUUAAGAUUACACAAAUUCAUUUCUAAUGACAGGAGUGUGAUGGAGAAUAUUCCUAUUUCCGAAUGUGCAUCUAAAGUUAAAGAAGUUGAUAUUUCUGCCAAUGCACUACCUGUUGAAGCAGUACUUGGUCUUCAAUGGUCCUUAGAAGAGGAUAUGCUUACCUUCUCACAAUCCUAUUUACAGCAUCCAGCAACCUGCAGAGGCAUCCUAUCAGCUGUUGCAUCUCUGUUUGACCCCUUGGUACUUAUUGCACCAUAUAUCUUGAAAGGAAAGAGAAUUCUGCAAGAGAUGUGUCGUCGUAGAGAGGGAUGGGAUGACCCGCUGCCUUGCGAGCUGAAUUCAGAAUGGGAGACAUGGAAGAAGGAUCAAGAAGGUUUGCAUCAAUUCAGAAUUCCUCGAUGCUACCAUCCACCAGGAUUUAAUGUUGCACAAGUUGAACUUCACCACUUUUCAGAUGCUAGUACCAUGGGAUAUGGUCAGUGCUCCUAUUUGCGUCUCAUUUCAUUAGAUGGAAAAAUUCAUUGUUGCUUAGUGACAGGAAAAUCUAGAGUAACUCCAACAAAGGUACUACUAUUCCACGCCUUGAGCUUACAGCAGCUGUUGUGUCAGUUAAAUCGAAGAUUUAUGCAAUUCAAUGUGGUUAACAGGCCCAGCAUUUCUCUGGAGCAUGCAGAUUCCGAGCAAGAGAAUAUUGAUACUAACUUAGCUGUUGGAGAUCCAGAAGUAAGAUCUACUCAAGUCCUUGCAGUUAAUGCCUGCAUAUCACCCAGUGUUAUUGAACGUCUUUCAAGAUUUAGCCGUUGGUCCCUUGUUGUCAGAGCUAUUGCUCACCUUAAAAGACUUGCUUCAAGUGUGAAAGGUGAACACCUUUCUACAGUUGCUGAACGAAGGAAUGCUGAGAUAUUUAUAAUUAAAGAGGUUCCGAAGACUGUAUUUGCUAAAGAAGUUCAAGGCGUAUGUACAAAGUCUAGCAGCCUUCAGGCACUCAGUCCUUAUGUUGAUAACCAGGGUGUCCUUAGGGUGGGACGACGACUUGAAGGUUCUACGUUACCAGAAGAAAUUAAACAUCCUGCUAUUAUUCUAAAGAAUCAUGCCUUGACAAGAUUAAUCAUUGGUCAUUUACAUGAAAAGGUCAAGCACCAGGGAAGAGGUAUGACGAUUAAUGAGAUCCGCUCUCAUGGUCUUUGGAUAGUUGGUAUGAGUAAAGCUGUUGCUUCCUAUAUUUAUAAGUGUGCAACAUGUAGGAAGAGCAGACGGCCAGUUGAGGAACAGAAAAUGGCAAACUUACCUGAAGAUCAAAUAGAAGAUGCACCUCCUUUCACCUUCAGUGGUAUGGAUUGUUUUGGACCCUUCCUUAUUAAGGAAAGACGUAAGUGUUAUGGAGUUUUAUUCACAUGUAUGGCUUCAAGAGCUGUUCACAUUGAGAUGUUAGACGAUAUGUCUACUGAUGCUUUCAUUAAUGCUCUUAGGUGUUUUCUUGCUUUACGAGGUCGUGUUCAAGCCUUGUGCUCAGAUCAGGGUACUAACUUUCUGGGAGCAAAGAAUGAGUUUGAAAGGGGAAUGAAGGAGCUAGAUGUAGCACGCCUCAAAGCCUUUAUGUCUGAUCACCAGUGUGAAUUUGUUAUGAAUGUUCCACACUCUAGUCAUACUGGAGGAGUGUGGGAGAGGCAAAUAAGGACUGCAAGGAGUAUUUUACCCUCCUUGAUGAAUGAGGCCAAGGGCCGAUUAGACUCUUCAUCCUUUCGUACACUUCUUUAUGAAGUGAUGCAUAUAAUGAAUAGCCGACUCUAA
Macrobrachium nipponense is the source of this 2004-nucleotide messenger RNA. RefSeq lists its product as uncharacterized. The record is from RefSeq and is a predicted model, not a curated record. Lineage: Eukaryota; Metazoa; Arthropoda; Malacostraca; Decapoda; Palaemonidae. The coding region runs from base 1 to 2004 and encodes 667 amino acids. Gene Ontology annotation, molecular function: nucleic acid binding. Gene Ontology annotation, biological process: DNA integration. The transcript is spliced from 2 exons.